AUGGCAUCAGAAAAUGGCACUGAACCAGGAAUUAGUGAUAGUGGAUGUUCGAAUAGAAACGUUCAAAAUUCUUUAUUGACGCCGUCUGUUUCAAAUUCACUAAGACAAUCAGUAGGAAAUGAAUCGUUAGCUUUCAGAAGUCGUGUACAUAGUCCAUCAACAUCAUCGAAUUACAAUGAAAUUUUAACUGUUCUGGCUGCACCACAGAAAGCAUCACGGCAGUAUAGUGCUCAAGGUGGUCGGAUGUUGCAUACCGAUUCGCACAGUUUUAUUCAUUUCCAACGGUUUCGUCGUGUCGCCUUUUGGUGCUGCGUAGUUUCAUUCCUUUUAGAUAUUGGUCUUGGUCUAACAGCAUUCAUUAAUUGUAUUCGAUCGAAAACAUUCGUCGGCUUUUCGUAUUCAGUAGAUACAUUGAUGGAUUCGAUAUGCACAGCUUUCGUUGGAUGGCAUUUAACAGCACAGAAGGUUGCCGAUAUGCAUCGUCGUGAUCGAUUAGCUUGUUGUGUUAUCGGAGCAUUGUUCAUUGGUUCAUUUCUUGCUAUUGAAUCACGAUCAAUUCAAAAUAUGAUCCUAGCUAAAUCCGUUCGUCCUGAUCUUGUUGUCUUUACCUACUCAUUAGUUCACAUUGUUGUCUUUACAUUAUUAUCGAUUAUAAAAAUUUUUCUUAGUAAACAAAUUAAAUCAACAGCGUUGAUGGCUGAUGCAUUGAACUCGUUGAUCGGGUUAAUUAUGGCUUUUCCAUUGUUGUUUUGGGAUCGUGUGACGUUUUUGAAUAAGUUCGCACAUUUGGAUGAUCUUGUUCAAGUUUUGAUGGCUUUGUUUUUAUUUGUUACUGGCUGGAAGUUAAUCCUAGAUUCAAUUACGAAAAUGAAUGCUGAAUAUGCGAGACAUUUGCGAGAAGGAAAACUACGGCGAAUGUUAAAAGAAUAUAACGAAGAAACUGACGUUGAUAUUGAUACCGUGGACAAUGACAAUCCACGUAUAUCUAUAGCACCGAUUUUUGGUACUCGACGAUUUUCUGUGAUUUCAAAUCGUGAAAUAAAAUAG
Molecule: messenger RNA, 1047 nt
Organism: Adineta ricciae
Lineage: Eukaryota; Metazoa; Rotifera; Eurotatoria; Adinetida; Adinetidae
Source: the annotation of a GenBank genome assembly